AUGUCCGAUCUCGAACUGUCAUACGUCGGUGCUCCUCCCCCAUCUCUUCCUCCUGCCAAUAUCUUCGACUUCAUCUUCUCAAAUCCUCUUCGAAAGGAUGGUCCAGUCUCCAAACAUGCUCCGGAUGCCCAAUGUCGAAACCAUGUCAUUUCUAACAUAGCUCCCCACAAACCUCUGCUGGUGGACCCCCUCACAGCCGCCCAAGUCAGUUGGGAUCGGGUACGAAUCGAUUCAUUGCGCAUCGCAGCUGGACUGCAUGCCCUCGGUCUGAUUUCUGCUCCUACUGUAUCUCCAGCGCCCACUGGUCACACUCCCAUCAUCUCUCCUGUGGUCUUGCUACAUUUGCCCAACUCUUUGGCCUUCGCUCCUCUUCUCUUUGGUGUCCUUGCCUCAGGCUUGACCGUCACUAUGGCCAAUCCUGGUCUUACAUCAGGCGAACUAGCCUGGAUUCUGAAGUCAUCUGAGCCACAAGUCGUUGUGACCACUCCGGAAGGCUUACAAGUCCUCAAUGCCGCCAUCAAGGAAAGUGAUAGCCCGAAGGUCAAGGCAAACCUGAUAAACACACAUCGUGUGUAUAUCGUAGAUCCUGCUCAUGAUGAGUACGGUCUGCCAUCCUCGUACUCGAAAGGCACGAAGCUAGAUCAACAUUCUCAGGAUUGGAAAGCGCUGCUGGCCUCUACGCCACUAAAAGCCCCUGUCAAGUUCAAGUCAGACGAGUACAAGUCACGAACAGCAGUCAUCCUCUGGUCAUCCGGAACUUCUGGAAAAUCAAAGGGUGUCGUUUUGUCUCACCAAGCUCUAGUCAGCAAUAUGCACUCGCUCUGGCACAUUAACCAAGCGUUCGACGACAACCAGCGCUGGCUAGGCUUUGCUCCGUUCUAUCACAUCUUCGCAUUGUGUAACGUCUUGCUUCUUGCAGUCACCUCAGGAGCUACCAUCUUUGUCAUGCCGAAAUUCGAUCCUAAACUCAUGCUUAGCCAUGUACAACGGUUCCGCAUUACCUUCUUACAUAUGGCACCUCCGGUCGCCGUACUACUUGCUAAAUCACCGAUGCUGGAUUCAUACGACAUGACUAGUAUCCAGGGUGCCGUUAGCGGAGGUGCUCCGCUACCCUCUGAGAUCGUUGAACAGGUAUACCGUAGGCUGGGCAUACUGAUAAAGCUGGGCUAUGGUCUUUCGGAAGCUGGUUCUGUUUGCAAUCAAGUAGGCGAGACUUGGGAUGUCAUUCAACCACAACUUGGCAACACUGGCGUGCCAUGCUUCGGUAUCGAACUGAAGAUUGUGUCUGUAGAUGAUUCUUCCAAGGUCGUGACUAAGGGCCUUGAAGGCGAGAUCUUGAUUAGAUCUCCUACAAACAUGACGUGCUACCUCAACAACAAGGCCGCAACCGACGAAGCCCUAGACAGUGAAGGCUGGUUCUAUACUGGUGACGUAGGCAAGAUCGAUUCCAAAGGCCACCUCUGGAUCACCGACCGCCUCAAAGAUGUCAUGAAAGUCAAAGGCUUCCAAGUCUCACCAUCUGAGCUGGAGAAUAUCCUCUGUGGCAGCGAAUCCGUAGCCGAUGCAGCUGUAUGCGGUCUCUUCGAUGCUGGACUUGCGACUGAAUUACCCAGAGCUUACAUUGUGCCUUCGUCUAAGCACCUGCUGGCACAAUGUACGCCUAACGGCCCUGUCACUCCGGAUCUGCAGGCUCUAGCACAGGAGGUCAAGCAGUUGAUGGAGAGUAAGACCGUGAGAUACAAGUGGUUGACCGGCAACGUGGUGUUUGUACCUGCGGUACCGAAGUCGCCUAGUGGCAAGAUCUUGAGACGGAUGCUUGUAGAUGUCAAGGGUGUUGAGGUGAAGUUGUAUUUAAGCAGAGCAGAAAAGGCUAAACUCUAA
This is a messenger RNA of Aureobasidium subglaciale EXF-2481, 1881 nucleotides long. RefSeq lists its product as uncharacterized. Lineage: Eukaryota; Fungi; Ascomycota; Dothideomycetes; Dothideales; Saccotheciaceae. Gene Ontology annotation, molecular function: CoA-ligase activity. The record is from RefSeq and is a predicted model, not a curated record. Gene Ontology annotation, biological process: secondary metabolic process. The coding region runs from base 1 to 1881 and encodes 626 amino acids. The transcript is spliced from 4 exons.